UGGUUCUCCAUGUAGACUCAAUCACCAACCCAAACGUAGGGAAGCACAAGCACACUGCACCAUGGCGCUCACCGUCAAGAGCACCGACGACCAGGCCGUGCUGGACGCCGAGCACGAGCUCUGGGCGACCACAUUCUCCUACAUCAAGUCCAUGGCGCUCAAGUCGGCCCUUGACCUCCGCCUCGCCGACGCCAUCCACCACCACGGCGGCGCCGCCACCCUCCCUCAGAUAGCCGCCAGGGUCGCGGUGCACCCGUCCAAGAUCCCCUGCCUGCGCCGCCUCAUGCGCACGCUCACCGUCUCGGGCGUCUUCAGCGUCGUCCAGCAGCAGGACGUCGUCGUUCCUGCUGCCCCCGUGAGCAACGGCAGCUGCAACGGCGCCGUCGCCGCCGAGCCCUUGUACGCCCUCACGCCGGUCUCCCGCCUCCUCGUCGGCUCGUGGAACCUGGUCUCGAUCAUCACCAUGCUCCUCAGCCCCAACUUCGUCACCACAUUCCUGGGCAUCGGCGCGUGGUUCGAGCACGCGCUGCCGGACCCGUGCCUCUUCACGCAGGCGCACGGCGAGGCCCUGUGGACGAUGGCGGACCACGACGCCACCUUCGACGCGCUCAUCAACGACGGGAUGGUCUCGGACAGCAGCUUCAUCAUGGACAUCGCCAUGAGGGAGUGCGGCGAGGUCUUCCAGGGGAUAGGCUCCCUGAUGGACGUCGGGGGCGGCCUCGGCGCGGCGGCCCAGGCCAUCUCCAGGGCGUUCCCAAGUCUGGAAUGCACCGUGAUGGACCUCGACCACGUCGUCGACAAGGCUCCGGCUGGCACCGACGUGAAGUACGUCGUCGGCGACAUGUUCGAGAGCGUUCCGCCGGCAGACGCUGUCUUUCUCAAGUGGGUACUACAUGACUGGGGACACGAGGACUGUGUCAAGAUACUAAAGAACUGCAAGAAAUCUAUUCCUCCGAGAGGGAAAGGAGGAAAGGUAAUAAUCAUCGACAUAGUGAUUGGAGCCGGGCCGUCACACGUAAAGCACCGGGAGCUGCAGUCCAUGUUCGACCUCUACAUGAUGAUUGUCGAUGGCAUUGAGCGAGAUGAGCAAGAGUGGAAAAAGAUCUUCCUCGAAGCUGGGUUUAGUGGCUACAAGAUUAUACCAGUUCUAGGGUUCAGGUCAAUCAUCGAGGUCUACCCGUAGAAGUGUUUUUUUGAGUAUGUGUGGAGACAUGCAUGCUCAUGAAAACCGAAUAAUGGUUUGGUUGAUUAGGCCUGAGUUUCGGGUAAAAGUAUGGUUAUAUGUUUCAUGUAGCUGUUAAUAUCAUGUAUGAAAGCCCUAAAAUACUCCCUCUCCCCGAUUUAUAGGGCAUGUGUGUGUUCUUAUGCCCUCUAUUAGAUAAAAAAAGAAGUAUGUGUUCUAUUUCACGAAAAGCAUAUAAUUGAAUUCAUAUUCAAACGCA
Triticum urartu is the source of this 1442-nucleotide messenger RNA. Its product is annotated as O-methyltransferase ZRP4. Lineage: Eukaryota; Viridiplantae; Streptophyta; Magnoliopsida; Poales; Poaceae. The record is from RefSeq and is a predicted model, not a curated record. Gene Ontology annotation, molecular function: O-methyltransferase activity; protein dimerization activity.